GCCAGCCAAGGCGACAUUUGCUUACAACAGGAUGGAGUAAUUUUGUAAGCCAAAAGAAUCUUGUUUCAGGGGAUGCUGUGCUCUUCCUGAGGGGUGAAGGUGGAGAACUGAGGUUGGGGAUUAGAAGAGCUGCUCGGCCUAGACAUGGGCUGCCUGAUUCAAUAAUUAGAAACCAGAAAUCUUAUGCCAAUGUACUUUCUCCAGUGGUUAAUGCUAUGUGUACCAAGAGUGUUUUUCAUAUUUCCUACUGCCCAAGGUACUACUACUACAACAAUCUCCUCUUGCUUCUUCGAGGAUCAUAA
Messenger RNA from Ilex paraguariensis (yerba mate), 302 nucleotides. NCBI's taxonomy places the organism in Eukaryota, Viridiplantae, Streptophyta, Magnoliopsida, Aquifoliales, Aquifoliaceae. The record is from the annotation of a GenBank genome assembly.